GGUGUGAAUGAAUGGAACAUAGCUCAUCUAAAUACAGUCCUGGGAUGUGGUUGAAGAAGACUGCGGUAUUUCUAUUGAGGGUGUGAAUACCCCUUAUCUCUAUUUUGGCAUGUGGAAAACCACAUUCGCGUGGCACACUGAGGACAUGGACCUUUACAGCAUUAACUAUCUUCACUUUGGAGAGCCCAAGUCUUGGUGCACUUGCAGGAAAGACAUGGUAAAAAUCUCAAUGGACAUCUUUGUGAGAAAAUUUCAGCCAGACAGAUACCAGCUUUGGAAACAAGGAAAGGAUAUAUACACCAUAGACCACACAAAGCCUACUCCAGAAUCUACCCCUGAAGUAAAAGCAUGGCUGCAGAGGAGAAGGAAAUUAAGAAAAACACCCAAGAGCGCCCAGUGCACUAGGUCUCAUUCUAAAAGGCCCAAAGCUGAGGAGGAUGAGGAAGUGUCACCUGAAGUCAAUGGGGAGGAGGUCCCCAGCUGUGACCUAGGCCCAGAAAACUGCAAGCUUGGUGGAAAUACAGAAGAAGGAUCAAAGCUGGGGAUCACAGACACAGUUUCAAAACAAGAGACCUCUGUCAGCAGGAUGCAGAAGGAUCAGAAUUUAUCAGAUAAUACCAAACUCUCAGGAAAUAGCUGCUUAAGUGCAUCUGUGAUGGAAGAAACAAAAACUGAAGAUGAGAAAGCCUGUGCCAUAACUACACCAUCUAUGUCUAAGAAGCCCAGUGAUUCCAUAUCAUCUAGUGGUCAGGUGAAAAUGGAAGAAUCAGACCCACCUGAGUACCCAUGGCCAAAAUCUCCUGAGUCAUAUUCUUCAGUGGCAGAGAGUAAUGAUGUGUUUACAGAGGGAGAAGAGAGUGAUGUUGAGGGCCAUGGAAGUGGCCUGGAACCUGGGGAAAUCCCAGUGCUCCUCAGUGAAGAGAGAAACAGCUUCAAAAUUCCCAGUACAAUAGAGGGAGAGACCAAAACUGCUAAGAGUUGGCGCCAUCCACUUACUAAGCCUCCAUCCAGGUCCCCAAUGACUGUUGUAAAGCAGCAGGUGGCAAGUGAUGAAGAAUUGCCUGAGGUUCCAUCCACUGAGGAAGAAGUGGAAGAAACAGAGUCCUGGGCAAAACCUCUCAUCCAUCUUUGGCAGACGAAGUCUCCUAACUUUGUGGCUGAGCAAGAGUACAAUGUAGCCACAGCAAAAAUGGAGCCGUACUGUGCUAUCUGUACUCUGCUCAUGCCAUACUACAAGGCAGAUAGAAGCAAUGAAGAAAAUGAUACUAGAUGGGAGACAAAAUUUAAUGAAUUGUCCAUGUCAAGAGAAAAAACUAAGCCCCUCAUUCCAGAGAUGUGUUUUAUUUACAGUGAAGAAAACAUGGACUAUUCCCCACCCAAUGCCUUCCUUGAAGAAGAUGGAACAAGUCUUCUAAUUUCUUGUGCAAAGUGCUGUGUACAAGUUCAUGCAAGUUGUUAUGGUGUUCCUUCUCAUGAGAUCUGUGAAGGAUGGCUGUGUGCGCGGUGUAAAAGAAAUGCGUGGACAGCAGAAUGCUGUCUCUGCAAUUUGAGAGGUGGUGCUCUUAAGCAAACUAAGAACAAUAAGUGGGCCCACGUCAUGUGCGCUGUUGCAGUUCCAGAAGUUCGAUUCACUAAUGUCCCAGAAAGGACACAAAUAGAUGUAGGCAGAAUACCUUUACAGAGGUUAAAAUUGAAAUGUAUCUUCUGCCGACACCGGGUUAAGAAGGUCUCUGGAGCCUGCAUCCAAUGUUCCUAUGGCCGCUGCCCAGCUUCCUUUCAUGUCACAUGUGCCCAUGCUGCCGGGGUACUGAUGGAGCCUGAUGAUUGGCCUUAUGUGGUGAACAUCACAUGCUUCCGACAUAAGGUCCUCCCAAACUUGAAGUCCAAGGCUUGCGAGAAGGCCAUCUCCGUGGGUCAGACCGUCAUCACAAAGCAUCGGAAUACUCGGUACUACAGUUGCAGGGUGAUGGCUGUGACAUCACAAACCUUCUAUGAGGUCAUGUUUGAUGAUGGCUCCUUCAGCAGAGACACAUUUCCUGAAGAUAUUGUGAGCCGAGACUGUGUGAAGCUGGGCCCUCCUGCUGAGGGAGAAGUAGUUCAAGUCAAGUGGCCUGAUGGCAAACUCUAUGGAGCAAAAUACCUUGGAUCAAAUGUUGCCUACAUGUACCAGGUUGAAUUUGAAGAUGGAUCCCAGAUAGCAAUGAAGAGAGAGGACAUCUACACCUUAGAUGAAGAGUUGCCCAAGAGGGUGAAGGCUCGUUUCUCCACAGCUUCUGACAUGAGAUUUGAAGACACAUUUUAUGGAACAGACAUAAUCCAAGGGGAGAGGAAGAGACAAAGAGUGCUGAGCUCCAGGUUCAAGAACGAAUACGUGGAUGACCCUGUGUACCGCACAUUUUUGAAGAGCUCUUUCCAAAAGAAGUGUCAGAAGAGACAAUAGUCCAUAUACAUACACUACUGUAGGCAAUAGCCACCUCAGGCUGGAAGAGGAAAGAUGAAGGGACAGUCUUGGGGCUAUGCCCUGUGUUUGGAUGGGGUAGGUGGCUGGGUGCCACCUAGUGGUAAAUCAGGCUUCCAGAGUUUGGUCAUCAAACAAACAAAACAUAUUAUGGGUUGGCUUCAGCAAUCUGAGGUCAUUCCUCAGUCUUACUUUCACUUGUGAGCAAUUGUCUUCUCUGGUCCCGAAGAAUUUUUCUAAGUAAAAGGAAAUAACAGAGGACCCACUAGAAAGAGCUACUGCCAGAGGUAAGGUAGUUCCCCACAUGUGGCUCAGACCCCUCCUCAGGAAACACAUAGAAGCUUCUCCUCCACUCCAGCAGGUGGAAGCCUCUGGACCCAGGUGGGAGGGUGAUAAUUUAUAUAUUUUCCACAGUCAGGGAAGGAUUCUCACUUAUUUGUUUUAAAUGGCAGUUUUUAUAAAACAUUUAAAAAACACAAAUGGCAUGUAUGGUAAUGAGAUUUACCCAUGUGCUAUCUGUAUUCCCUUGUACAGAAAUUUUACAUUUUUUUAAUAUUCCUAUUACUUUUGAUUGUGUCUGAUGAGAACUGAGUUGAACUUUGUGAAAUGAAAUUUUUGGCUCUUGAGGAAGAAUUCUUAGGAAUUCUAUGGGAAUUUUAUAAAUUUAAAGAGGGAGAUCUGGGGCUGUUAUUUUUAAACACUUUUUUUCAUAAUACCUAUUCUGAGUAGAUAUUUAUAAAAUAUAUGUUUCUUUCAUUAUGUGUUUGUAAAAUUAGAGUUUAAAUAAAUGCUUUGAUGCAUAGUUUUGAACUAAUAUAACAUGAUUUUUCCUUUUAA
Molecule: messenger RNA, 3295 nt
Organism: Castor canadensis (American beaver)
Lineage: Eukaryota; Metazoa; Chordata; Mammalia; Rodentia; Castoridae
Source: RefSeq, a predicted model, not a curated record